Clunio marinus is the source of this 3341-nucleotide messenger RNA. The record is from the annotation of a GenBank genome assembly. Lineage: Eukaryota; Metazoa; Arthropoda; Insecta; Diptera; Chironomidae.
GAAAUUUCAUUUCUUUACCAGAUAUAUACAUAUGCAUAUAUUCAAGCAGUAAGAUUAAUUAGAAAGAUCAGUGAACAAGUGUAAAUUAUCUUAAAGUGAAAAACACUAAAAUUAUCAAAAUGAACGGGAGAUUAUUUCAAAUUUCAACGAGAACAAUUUUUCUCGCUAAUAAUGUUAAAAAUUUUAAAAUGAGAAGUAUUGUAAAUCCAAUGAGAUUUAUUCCAAUGAUGUCAUACAAUUCUACCCGAAUGAUGUCAUUGGAAAGAGAUCAGGCAACAAUUUUAUCAACAGACAAAACAAAUACUGAAGCUACUGCAGGAACAAUGGCUGAUGUAAAAGCAAAAAUUAUUGAAAAGAUGGGUUUGAAAGUAGGCUACAAUCCAAUAAGUAGUAAUCGAGAACAUCUUCUUGAGUUAACACCAACGUCAGUUGACCAGCUUCCACCUCGUUCGAUGCAAGAUAGCUUCACUUCUGCUGUUAUUCCUUUGAGUAAUGAUAUUGGCUUACGCGAUAAAUACAUUGGUUUUCUUGGAAACGUUCGCUAUGGUCGACUUAUGGAAGACAUGGAUUUGUUUGCUGUUUGGAUCGUUCAUCAGCAUGUUUUAAUUCCUGACUUAAAACCAGGCGUGCCACUUCCUUAUACUUUUGUUACGAUACUCGUAGAUAAAAUUGAUUUUUCUGACAUUGAAGCAAAACAGGAUGCUGACAUUCGUCUCUCUGGACACGUCAGUUGGGUUGGUAAAAGUUCAAUUGAAGUUGUUGUGUGGCUUGAGCAGAAACAAGUCGGAAAAUGGCGAAAACUUACACGAGCGCUUUUCCUUAUGGCUGCAAGGGGUCCUACAAAUAUACGUUCUGCAAUAGUGAAUCCUUUAGAGCCUCGAAACGAAGAAGAAAAGGCCAUUCUGGCAGGUGGAGAAAGUCGUAAAAAACGACGUCAAGCAAUUCAGAAGUUUGAUCUGCUUAAGACGGAACCAAAUGCAUUUGAAACAAAAUUAAUUCAUGACUUAUUCAUUAAAUCCAUAGACAGUUCAUCGAAGGCAUUUAAUAAAAGAGUACUGCCAUCAAAUUCUAUAUGGAUGGAAGAUGCUGACUUAAAUAACAUCAUUUUCUCACAUCCUGAAGAUCGUAAUAAUCACAAUAAAAUUUUUGGAGGUUUUUUGAUGCGUCAUGGUCUUGAACUCUCAUGGGCACUUGCGUAUAGUUUCUCUAAACGUCGACCAAAAUUGGAACAUAUGAGUGAUAUAAGCUUCCUUCGUCCAGUUGAAGUAUCUUCUUUGAUAAGCAUGUCAGCUCAUGUGUUAUACACAGAAUUGAAUUACAUGGAAAUUGUUGUUUUGGCCGAAAUUCUAGAUCCAAUUACUGGCUCUUUAACAACAUCGAAUUCUUUUUACUAUACGUAUUCAGUUAGUGAACCACUUCCACAAGUUAUUCCAAAAACGUAUCAUGAAGCAAUUUGAAUGGCGCCGAAGAAAGUAGAACCAGAAAAAAAACCAUUGAUAGGUCGUGUAGGAACCAACUUGAAAGUUGGUAUUGUUGGAGUGCCAAAUGUAGGAAAGUCGACUUUCUUUAAUGUGUUAACGAAGUCAGCAGCACCAGCUGAAAACUUUCCAUUUUGUACCAUCGAUCCUAAUGAGAGUAGAGUGCCUGUUCCUGAUGCAAGAUUCGACUUUCUUUGUGAAUAUCAUAAACCAGCAAGCAAAGUUCCAGCAUUUUUAAACGUCGUAGACAUUGCUGGUUUAGUGAAAGGAGCUGCAGAAGGUCAAGGAUUGGGAAAUGCAUUUCUUUCACAUAUUAGCGCUUGUGAUGGUAUCUUCCAUCUUUGUCGCGCUUUUGAUGACCCUGAUGUUACACAUGUUGAAGGCGAAGUUGAUCCAGUUCGAGACUUAGAAAUUAUUUAUGAAGAACUUCGAUUGAAAGAUGAAGAACUUUUGAAUAAGAAUCUUGAAAAGUUGGAAAAGUUGGUUGUCCGUGGAAACGAUAAAAAACUGAAGCCUGAAUAUAUUGAAGUCUUGAACAAAUACAUGUUUCUUACCUCGAAGCCGAUGAUUUAUUUGAUAAAUCUAUCAGAUAAAGAUUUCAUUCGAAAAAAGAAUAAAUGGUUACUGAAGAUUAAGGAAUGGGUUGAUAAGCAUGAUCCUGGUGCUACAAUCAUUCCUUUUUCAGGUGCUUACGAGCAUAAAUUGGUAGAAAUUGAGGAUGACAAUGAACGAAGCAAAUUUAUCGAAGACAACAAAUGCCCGUCAGUCCUCGACAAAAUAAUCUUAGCUGGUUAUAAAGCGUUGCAACUUGAAUACUUCUUUACUGCUGGAGCAGAUGAAGUAAAGGCGUGGACAGUUCAACAUGGAACUAAAGCACCACAAGCUGCUGGCCGAAUACACACUGAUUUUGAAAAAGGUUUCAUUAUGGCUGAAGUUAUGCAUUUUAAAGAUUUUAAAGAAGAAGGAAGCGAAGCUAGUUGCAAAGCUGCUGGAAAAUAUCGUCAACAAGAAAAGGAAAUUAUGGCGAAGAAAACUUACGAUUUACUUUUCAAACUUCUCUUGAUUGGUGAUUCUGGUGUAGGAAAAACAUGCAUUCUAUUCAGAUUUAGUGACGAUGCGUUCACUUCUACUUUCAUUUCUACUAUAGGAAUUGACUUUAAAAUAAAAACAGUAGAGUUGAGAGGAAAAAAAAUUAAAUUACAAAUUUGGGAUACAGCUGGCCAAGAACGUUUUCACACGAUAACCACAAGUUAUUACCGAGGAGCCAUGGGAAUAAUGUUGGUUUAUGACAUAACAAACGAGAAAAGCUUUGAGAAUAUAGUCAAGUGGUUAAGAAAUAUUGAUGAACAUGCAAAUGAAGAUGUUGAAAGAAUGAUUCUUGGAAAUAAAUGUGAUAUGACUGAUAAGAGAAUUGUCAGUAAGGAACGAGGAGAGGCGAUUGCUCGAGAAUAUGGAAUACGUUUCAUGGAAACAUCCGCUAAAGCCAACAUCAACAUUGAGAAAGCAUUUUGCGAGUUAGCCGAAGCAAUUCUUGAUCAAACUUCGGGCAAGGAAAAUAAUCCCGAUAAUCAGUCCAUUGUGGUUGAUCGAAAAGCACAAGAAAAGUAUCCUGCAUACAAAGGAUGUUGUUCUUAAACUCAUAAAUCUACGUCAUACACGCUUCUUUGUCACUUCAUCAAUGUCAAAAGAUGUUUUGUUUAAAAAUAAUAUUUUCCUUAUUUAUUUUUAAUUAUUUACUUAAUCUUUUUACUACCAGAUUCUUUUAGAUAACAAUAAAUCAAUGUAGCUAAUUUAACGUGUUGUUAUUUGAUUUUAAUUUAAAAGUAAUGAUUCGAAAUAAAAAUUUUCCUAAUGAAAUUUUUU